Molecule: messenger RNA, 4967 nt
Organism: Neoarius graeffei (lesser salmon catfish)
Lineage: Eukaryota; Metazoa; Chordata; Actinopteri; Siluriformes; Ariidae
Gene: msh3
Product: mutS homolog 3 (E. coli)
Exons: 24
Coding region: 122-3415 (1097 amino acids)
Biological process (GO): mismatch repair; somatic recombination of immunoglobulin gene segments; mitotic recombination
Cellular component (GO): nucleus
Molecular function (GO): mismatched DNA binding; ATP-dependent DNA damage sensor activity; ATP binding
Source: RefSeq, a predicted model, not a curated record
GUGUAAUCUCUAUCCCGGAUGAGUUCCUGUGACACUGGAGAGCUAUUUAAAGCAGUGUAACUUGCUGAGUAAUGCUGGAAACCUUUUUUUAAAAAAAUAUAUUUAAUCUGUGCUGUUAAACAUGCAUUCUAAUCUUAAAAGACUGUCAGCAAACAAGGCUUGUGUGAAGUCCAGCGCACAGACGACCAUCAGCAGGUUCUUCAGCAGUGCAGGAGAUAAAGGCGCAGUGGUCGAUGAGCCAAGGUUUAACUGUGCUGAUCGCACUCAGGAAAGCCGAGGCAAGAAGAAGCCGCCGUUACCUGAUGGCGGUGGCUCCUUUAAGAAACGGCUUAAAGCUUCUCCCAAUGUGAAAGACGUGGAGAAGGAGAAGCUGAUGAGCAGGGCAAGCUCUGAUGAUGGCACUAAAAUAGAUGAGCAGGGCUCUGCUUCUAAAGCAAGUCUUUCCUGCUCCACACUGGAGAAGCUGCGAGGUUUCAGCUGCCAUGGAGGUAGUGCGAGCAGAGCAGUGUGUGAGAGUGAGAAGAUGGAGGGCUCAGGAACAGGACAGCUACAGAACACCAGGAGAGAACAAGUCAAGAUGGAGGAGGACACUGAAGAAGGGCUGGUUCAGAGCAAACAGGUGCUUAACGUCAGUCACUUUGCCAAGACUGGAGGUGGUUCUGUAUCGAAGAGGAGUGCUCCAGAAGUGGCAGGACCUAAUAAAAGGACUAAAAGCAUCUACACUCCGCUUGAGCUGCAGUACAUGGAGAUUAAGGAGCGAUAUAAAGACACAAUACUUUGUGUGGAAUGUGGCUACAAGUACAGGUUCUUCGGCGAGGAUGCUGAGAUUGCUGCAAAGGAGCUAAACAUCUUUUGCCAUCUGGAUCAUAACUUCAUGACGGCCAGCAUCCCGACUCCUCGCCUAUUUGUGCAUGUUCGCCGCCUCGUCUCUCAGGGAUACAAAGUAGGAGUUGUAAAACAGACAGAAACGUCAGCAAUCAAAGCCUCCAGUGCCAACAAGAGCUCACUCUUCACCCGGCAGCUAAGUGCACUUUAUACCAAGUCUACACUGGUUGGGGAAGAUCUGAACCCCUUGUUGAAGUUAGGGGACUUGGAGCAAGCUGAAGAUGUAGUGCAGGACACAGCCAGCAGCUACCUGAUGUGUGUGAGUGAGAGCUGGGAGAAACCGAGUAAAGAGCCGACUGUUGGCUUGGUGGUGGUGCAGCCCAGCAUUGGUGACGUGAUGGUAGACUGUUUUAAAGAUAACACAUCUCGCUCAGAGCUGGAGGCCAGAGUUCUGAGGAUCCAACCUGUAGAGAUCCUGGUACCGUCGAACCUGUCUGAGACCACCGAGCGCCUCCUGCGCACCAUCGCUCUGGCCAGUGUCCAAGCAGACGAUCGCAUUCGUAUCGAGAAGCGAGACAGCACCCAGUUUGAAUACCUCACUGCCAUGGCGACUGUCAGGAACUUGUAUGGCAGCGUGACUCCUCAGACAGCAGAAGAUCAGAAAAAGGGGUCCUCUCCAUUCUAUCUAAGUUUAGAGAGCCAAAUCAUCUGCUGUUUGGGGCCAGUGAUCCAGUAUCUGACUGAAUUUAAGCUGGAGAGGGUUCUGCUUGGUUCCAGUUCGUUUAAGAGGCUGUCGAAUGAUGCAGAGCACAUGGUAUUGAGUGCCACUACCCUGAAGAACCUAGAGAUCUUUAGUAACCAGACCACAGGAACAGUGAAGGGCAGUCUGCUCUGGGUUCUGGACCAUACACGCACUCCGUUUGGGAAGAGGCUGCUAAAGAAAUGGGUCAGCCAACCCCUAAAGUCUACAUCUGAGAUCCUGUUACGUCAGGAAGCCGUGGCAGAAAUCCUGUCCUCUGAGUCUGUCGUGUUGCCCUCCAUCCAGACCCUGCUCACUCGACUGCCAGAUCUGGAGAGAGGUCUCUGCAGCAUUUAUCAUAAGAAGUGUUCCACUCAGGAGUUUUACCUCAUCAGCAGCACGAUGUCCCGCCUGAGUGCAGAACUUCAAGCUCUCGUACCUGCCAUCCAAUCACAGCUCAGCUCCGCCCUCUUAAAGAGCCUGCUCCUAGACACACCCCAGCUCCUCAACCCUGCCCACAAUUUCCUCAAAGUGCUCAAUGAAAAGGCUGCCAAGACUGGGAAUAAAACUGACCUGUUUGAGGACCUGACUGAUUUUCCUGUAAUUAAGGAAAGAAAAGAUGAGAUUCAGGCUGUUCUCUCAGAAAUUAUGGAACAUCGGCGAGAAUUACGCAUCGUCCUUCGAAACCCGUCACUGGAUUACACCACCAUGUCUGGACAAGAGUUUCUCAUUGAGGUGAAGAACAGCAUGUCCUCCAUUGUCCCGCCAGACUGGGUCAAAAUUAGCAGCACUAAAUUGGUGGGUCGUUACCACUCUCCCUUCCUCGUGGAGAGACACCAGCAUCUGUUACGUCUGCGCGAGCAGCUAGUUAUCGACUGCAGCAGAGAGUGGAUCAGCUUCCUCCAGCAGUUUGGGGAACAUUAUUACAUCCUGAAGAAAGCGGUGGGUUACCUUGCAACUGUCGACUGCCUCUUUUCAUUGGCCCAGCUUGCUAAAGACAACAAUUACUGCAGGCCAGAGGUUCUGGAACAGAAGGGCCACGUAGUGAUCCGGGAAGGCAGACACCCAGUCAUAAAUAUGUUGAUGGCUGAGCAGGAUCAGUAUGUGCCCAAUGACACGGAUCUUCAGGGUGAGGGCAAGCGUGCUAUGAUCAUCACUGGACCCAACAUGGGAGGAAAGAGCUCUUAUAUUCGCCAGGUGGCUCUUCUCACCAUCAUGGCCCAACUGGGAUCCUUUGUUCCAGCCAGUGAGGCAUCAUUUGGCAUUGUGGAUGGUAUUUUUACAAGGAUGGGAGCCUCGGACAACAUCUCAAGAGGUCGAAGCACCUUCAUGGAGGAGCUGGUGGAGGCCUCAGAGAUCCUGUCUCGUGCCACAGCAUGUUCCCUUGUGAUCUUGGAUGAGCUCGGCCGUGGCACCAGCACACAUGAUGGAAUUGCCAUCGCCUACGCCACCCUGGAGUUCUUAAUCAGAGACGUGAGGUGUCUGACCCUAUUUGUGACCCACUACCCUCCACUGUGUGAGCUUGAGAAACUCUACCCAUGUCAUGUUGGAAACUACCACAUGGCCUUCCUGCUCAACGACCCAGAGACUGCAGCUGGAGAGGAGGAGGUGCAGCCAGAGUUCAUCACUUUCCUCUAUCAGCUGACGGAGGGAGCAGCUGCUCGGAGCUAUGGGCUAAACGUGGCGCGGCUGGCUGACAUCCCCCAGAGCAUCCUUACAUCUGCAGCGCUCAAGUCCAAAGAGCUGGAGGCCAUCGUCAACAGCCGCAGGAAAACUGUGAAGCUGCUUACUGACGCUUGGAAAAUCACUGACAAGGAUUCAUUACUUGACUGGAAAAAAGUCAGAAAUUAAUAAAGUGUGUGUGCACCUGUACGUGUGAGUGUGUGUGUGUGUGUGUGUGCGCACCUGUGUGUGUGUGUGUGCGUGCGUGUUGCUGAGGUAGUCUUUAUAAACCACAAGUCUUUAUGCAAGUCUACACACAAAAAACUUUAUGCAAGUCUACACACAAUAAACUUAUAAACCACACUUUAUGCAAGUCUACACACAAGAUCAGAUGAGCUUUGUAUCUGAUUCCCUUUUUAUGUCUGUACCUUUUAUGGGUCAUGAUCACUCCAGAAAGUAUCUUUUCCAGAUUCCCAGUGCUAUAUUAUAGGUUAUAGUAUAUUAUAGGCACUGAGAAAAAUCUGAAAAUGUAUCCAGAACAGUAUAGAUGUGUAUUGCUGUUGUGUAAUGAACCAAAAUUAUUAAAUCAGAAAUCUGCUUUGUACACUCCUGGUUUCUCUUUUUACUGUUUUUUUUUUUCUUUUUAAAGUCUGAAAUUAGAUGCAAGUGUCUACGUGAACUCACAACCUAUUAUUAUUUUGCUUUUGGUUUUUUUACAUUAUGUUGGAGACAUGGCACGACUGUUUAAAGCUAGACGGCCUUUCGAUUUCAUAAAAUCGGUGAAAUUUAGUUCCCUCUGAAAUUUGGUCAUUGUGAUACAUGUUUAUUUCUGUAAUAUCUCACAAAAUAUCAGGCCAUUCUGUGGCUGGGAAGUUAUUUCAUUUGAGGGGAUUCCCGAGCAAAUAAUGUGCAAGAAAUCGCUCGCUUCUCGCAGCCAAGCAGACAGAGGAAGUCCAUGUGCACAUGUGCAGGUUUACCUUUGACCGUGCACUGACAGUUCCAUCGUUCUGUCGCUAAACGAACAGCUGAUCACACUGAGGUGCUCGCUGACCGCUGAUAUUUAUUAGUUUGGUCCUGCGUUUCCUUUCCUUCGCAACGUAACGUCUUUUUUUCUCGCUUUCUGUUACUGUAGUCAGUUUUUCAUGUUUCAUUCACACACUCGCAUCCUCCAUUUUUCUCUCCUGUUUCAAAUUUGUAUCCCACAAUGCCUUGUGCAAACGGGGAAAGCCCACCACGUGAUGCAUGGCAUAGUACCUUGAAUUGUGUCAUGGUGAAGCAGGAAAAAAAUAGCGGAGAAUUUAGGGCCAUGUGGCCCUAAAUUUAUUAAUUGUUCUAUUAAGAAAAAAAAAAACUAAAUAAAAUUGGAAGUCUGUGAUUCGAUUUCAGUACCUUUCGAUCCACUAAACAAAAAUAAUUGGGUGUCGGGGAAAAUUGUUUUUAUGACCUAUACUUGAAAAAUCUGAAAGGCAGUCUACCUUUAAUGUGACUUGGGCACUUUUUUUUUUUUUUUAAGAGAGGAGAAACAGCCACAAGAGCUGGGCAUUAACAAAGUAUUGAGCAUGAUUUCCUAGCAUUUCCUGCCGUUGUUAUAACAUAAACCCCAGCAUGUAAAUGCCAUGCUACUGGCAUGGCGCAAGGUGAGAGCUGAAGUGCCUUAUAAUUAUUUGUCUGUAAACGGAUGGACUGAGCACAUGAAGCGCACUCCAUCCUUGCUGCCUAUGUAAAUUUGUAAAUUUCACCA